Messenger RNA from Egretta garzetta (little egret), 2717 nucleotides. RefSeq names its product solute carrier family 7 member 6 opposite strand (gene SLC7A6OS). Lineage: Eukaryota; Metazoa; Chordata; Aves; Pelecaniformes; Ardeidae. The record is from RefSeq and is a predicted model, not a curated record. Gene Ontology annotation, biological process: developmental process. The transcript has 6 exons. The coding region runs from base 1 to 966 and encodes 321 amino acids.
AUGCCGGCUUGUCGCGAUAAGCAGGGCUACGGCGGCCUUCCCUUCGCGGCGUUAUUAAUCUUGUUUAGGAAGGAGUAUGACUUACUAUGUCGAUGGUAUAAUUAUAUUCCUCCCUCAUUUUGGUCCUCAACCCAGAAUGAACCAGUUCAGAAAUAUGUCCAGGAAGUGAUCACUCGAGACAAAGCAGCUCAAAGUCUGCGACCCUCGUUAGGAGGCACUCAGCGAAUCAUUCAGGAGCUCCGCUCUUCAAAGCAAGUGAAAAGGAAGGAAAACCGUUACCGUGUAAUAGCCAGCCAUCGACCUAACUGUACUGAAACAGUUGCACCUGUCAUAAAUGGCGAGGCAUUGAUUGAUGGUGACAGAUCAGACCCCGAAGCAAAGGAAGAUGCUUCGCAAAAGGAGAGCGGCGCUGUUGACAAGCGUUUGGACUGCUGUGGGAAGUUCCAGUUGUUUGAUAUUGAACAAGAAGAGGAGGUGGGGGGAGACUCCAGUGGAACUGCUGCAAACCCACAGCAGAAGACUGAUCCAGAUGUGAUUCUUUGCAAUGCAGUAGAGAUGAUCCGUGAGCGUUUAAAUGUUUCUGAAGAUGUUAAAAAAGAGCACCGUGAGAAAGAAGAUGAGUACGUUUAUGACAUCUACUAUAUGGAAACAUCAGCCCCUGGUUGGAUCCAAAAUAUCCUUUCUGUACAGCCCUAUAGAGAAGAAUAUGAACUGGUAGAUGAUGAUCAAGUUCCAGGGGAAAUAUAUGAUGAUGAAGAUGACGAAAAUGAUGAAAAUAACUGGCGUAAUGACUAUCCUGAGGAAGAGGAAUUCUUACCUGAGGAAGAUGGUGAUGGAGAAAAAGAGUCUGAAGAGAGCUUCAGUGAUGAGGACCAAUGUUACAGGAGAAGAACAUGGAACAAAUACCGACAGGAGAUUCUACAGGAAUUUGGCUAUGAUGAGACCCAGGAUUUGGAUUCUGACUAACAGCCCUUUUUUGAAUGUGAAAUGCAUACUGAAGGCUAAAUUCUGCCAUUGCAGUAGAACCGAAAAUCCAGACAGCUACUGAUGGCUAUUUGUAAGAAUGUUGAACUAAAAAAAAAAAAAAACAAACCACCUUCCAAAAAACCCUGAAAAACCACUUUCCGAUAAAAGUUGAGCCCAUUGGGACAGUAGGAAACCAAUCUUUACGUGGAUGAAGUUUAAGCUACAUUUUUGCCUGCCUGGCCUUCUGAAACUGUUGGUGACUAGCGUGGUUCACCCUAAUGCUUACUGACUAGGCUUGAGUAUUAGGUACUAGACUGGGAUUCCAGUAAAUGCUAAAACCUUUUGCUAUCAGCUGAGCUGUUAUGAUCUGAGCAGCCAACUGCAGCUGGUAGCUAUUCAACAGCUGGGUAUGGAUAUGCGACUUCACAAUACAAACUUUUGUUCCAAGCAAAAGAUAGUAUAUGCUUUAAAAUAAUUUUUCUGCCCAUUCUGUGAUGCUGAGGUUCUAAAGGAAUUUUUUUUUUUUUUAAAUCUGUACGCCCAAGCAUUUGUACCUGUACUGACAGUACCUCUGCAUUAUGUAUGGAGGUACUGUUGCCAGCAGCCCUUCUUGUCAUGACUAAUGGGUUGGGUUUCACAAGUUCAAUGUGUCUGCCAUGCUGGCAAGUGGAAGUCCUGGAAAAGGGCACUCUGUCCUAAUGCUUUCUACUGUAUUUGUUCCUGAGUUUCAAGUUACCUUCUUUACAAGUGCUUGAGCAUAUGAAAUGCCUUGACCUGUCCACUUUAUUGCUGGAGCUCUCUCCAGCUGGGAGUAGGACAGUAUAUGUCAUUUAAAUUAUAAAUAAAGAGGUUUUGACUAAGUUUUCUUUACUUGUUUAAAGAUCACAGGAGUUGAUACAGUGGAAGCCAUGUCAGCAUUUUAACUUGCAUUUGUCUUUAAGAAACACUAUAAUGUUACGUGUUCGGACACACAAAGUAUUUCAGUGCUCUCCUACUUGAGUCUCCAAAAAAAAAGCUAAUACAAUGUUAGAUCUGUGUAAGUCAUGGGCUGUAGGUUACAGUAGUGAGUUUAGGUCAAUUAGUUCUGCCUGGUGAUGUCAAAGUAGUGGGGGCAAAAUAUUUUUUCCUUGGUUUCACAGAAAGGUCAAGGCUGUUAACUAUGCCACAACCCUAGCCUGUUAAAGCUAUACUGCCCACUAGACAGAUGUCUCAACUUGGAUAUUGACUUAAUUCUAAUCAUACAGAAGACUAAAGAGCUGUAUUAUAAUAGCUAAAUGCUAAUUUUCAUUAAAUACUGAGAAGACCCUACAUGUGCACAAAGUUCCUCAGCUAGAAUUUAACCAUCUGAAGUCCCAACACUGCUUCACAAAGGUAGCCCAAGACUGCACUUAAUGUUUGUUUUCACCAUCUACUACCACCUGCCCUUAGCCAUAGCUUUUGUCUAAGGUAACCUUGGUCAGGGCAUCAGUACGAGAAUCCAAAUAUUCUCACUAUUAUUCAAGUGGCUGAUGCAAAUGCAAUGCAGCAUUUGAAGUAUGCAUUGCUUCAGCCAUAUUCUCGUGAUUGCAAGAUUUAGAUCAACUUAAACCACACAAAAAAUGCACAUGUGGACAAACUCAGGUAAACAUUCCAUACCAAGAUAAAAAUUCCAGGUAUGUUUUUGAAGUAUAGCUCACUCUGCUAGCCAAAGAGGUUGGCUUCAUGUUACCUUUUGCUGCACCAAAAUUCGGUAUCAAAGUGUCCUGAUACUA